AUGUCCCAUCAUCAUCAUCAUCAUCAUCACCAUCACAACCAUUUAGACGGUGCUUUCGAUAACGUAGGAAGUGAAGCUAAGUAUGUUUCAAUGGAUUCUGACAGAGAUAGAGAGGGAUUUGUAAGAAAAGUUUAUGGAAUUCUCAGUGCACAACUUAUCUUCACAAGCAUCGUUGUCACCAUCGUUAUGCAAAUAGAUGAUUUUCAGACAUGGUUUGUCGACAACAUGUGGUUUUUGUUCACGCUGAUUGGAAUUGAAUUCGUUUGCUUAUGCUUUCUCUUAUGUUCCAAAAAGCUAGCUAGAAAAGUUCCAACAAAUUACAUCAUUCUCUCCAUUUUCACUUUGUGUGAAAGCCUUAUAGUUGGAGCUAUAGCUUCAUUUUAUGAUCCAGUGUCAGUUUUUAUUGCUGCUCUGAUGACCUUAGGUGCAACACUUGGGCUAACAGCAUAUGCAAUGUAUGCUAAACAAAACUUUAAUGCACUUUUAGGAAUAUUAUUUAGUUUUGUAUUCAGCAUACUCAUUUUUGGAAUUCUCAUAGCUAUUUUCUUCGAUACGCAUGCACUUGAUACCCUUAUUUGUCUUGGAUGGGUCGUUAUAUAUUCAAUAUAUAUAGUGAUUGAUACCCAACUGAUUUUAGGAAACGGUAAAUACGGAUUAUCAAAUGAAGACUAUAUUCCUGGAGCUCUUUUCUUAUACAUCGACAUUAUUAGGCUCUUUAUUUAUAUUCUUGCUCUAUUCGGCAAUAAGAAGUAG
Blepharisma stoltei is the source of this 753-nucleotide messenger RNA. The record is from the annotation of a GenBank genome assembly. Lineage: Eukaryota; Ciliophora; Heterotrichea; Heterotrichida; Blepharismidae.